Molecule: messenger RNA, 378 nt
Organism: Mesocestoides corti
Lineage: Eukaryota; Metazoa; Platyhelminthes; Cestoda; Cyclophyllidea; Mesocestoididae
Source: the annotation of a GenBank genome assembly
AUGCUCCCUACUCUCUCACUUGUUAAGACAAUGACAGUGGCUUCACGGCCUUUUGUCUCCCGUGCUGUUCUAAGUGGUUUGCCCAAACUAUGCCCACUUGCAGCAUCUGACAUUACAUCCAAAAAUCUUCAUACUUCCGUUGUUCGUCGGGACAUUGAUCAAGCCGCAAAGUACAUUGGUGCUGGCGCUGCCACAAUUGGCGUUGCAGGAUCAGGGGCUGGUAUUGGUUCUGUCUUUGGGAACCUCGUGAUAGGCUAUGCUCGAAACCCCGGCCUCAAGCAGCAGCUUUUCUCCUACGCCAUCCUUGGGUUCGCGCUAAGUGAAGCCAUGGGCCUGUUCUGUUUGAUGAUGGCGUUUUUGAUCUUGUAUGCUUUCUAA